GCAUGUGUCUUAAGGAGGAAGGUGGGUGGGUAAUUCUGCCACAGAGGAGCUGGCCUCCGUCAACUGUGCUGCCGGCCUGUCUAGGGGACCUUCACAGCUGGGACCAGGACACUUCACAAUUGUCCCCUUUGCAGGGAGUUGAAAUCAGCAGGAUUCAUCUGCCAUUUCAGACCCUUUGCUGCUACCUUCCAGGUGGCCCCCACCGCUGAAGAAAAUGGUGGAUUUCCCAGUCUUCCUGGACCCCUACCAGCAAGUACGGCUGUCCCGCAGUCUCGUCUUCCUCGCUCACCUCCUCCACCUCCUCCUCCUCCAGCCGGGGGAGGUGAACUCAGAGAACUUCACGGUGGUAGGCCCUGGGGAAUUCGUCCUGGCGCACGUCGGGGAUGAGGUGGAAUUCCCGUGUCACCUGUCGCCGUACCUGGACGCCGAGGACAUGGAGAUCCUCUGGUUCCGCAGCCAGGCCGCUGACGUGGUGCACUUGUACCAGGGGCGUCGGGAGCUCUACGGCCAGCAGAUGGCGCAGUACCAGAACAGGACCGAGCUGGUUAAGGACGACAUCGCGGACGGCAGCGUGAGCCUGCGUCUCCACCGCGUCACCCCCGAAGAUGAGGGUACCUACGGGUGCGGCUUCUCCUCCGGCGACUUCUCCGGGGAAGCGAUCUGGGAGCUGGAGGUAGCAGGGCUGGGCUCGGACCCUCAUAUCUCCCUUGAGGGCUUCAAAGAUGGAGGCAUCCAGCUAAGGUGCACUUCCAGUGGCUGGUACCCCAAGCCGCAGGUUCAGUGGAGAGACCAUCAGGGACGCUGCCUGACUCCGCAGACUGAAGCCAUUGUCAAGGACGCCCAAGGCCUGUUCAGGCUGGAAACAUCUGUGAUCGUCCUAGAGGGGACCCACAACAACGUGUCCUGCUCCAUCCAGAACUCCUUCCUGGGCCAGAAGAAAGAGUUUGUGGUCCACAUAGCAGAUGUAUUUUUACUUAGAACAUCCCUCUGGAAGAGCAUUUUCUUCGGGACUCUGGUGGGACUGCUGCUACUCCUGGCUCUCCUCACAAUACUGGCGCUAUGCUUCUUUGAGAAGCAACGGAGGUCUCAAGAAAAGCUGAAGAAGCAGGCAGAGAAAGACAAAGGGAAGCUUCAAAUGGAGCUUGACUGGAGAAGGGCAGAGGGCCAAGCUGAGUGGAGAGCAGCCCAACAACAUGCAGUGGACGUGACCUUGGAUCCUGGCUCCGCCCACCCCAGCCUGGAGGUCUCAGAGGAUGGCAAGAGCGUGUCCUCCCGCAGGACGGCGCCGGGCGACCCUCAGCGCUUCUCCGAGCAGACGUGCGUGCUGAGCCAGGAGCGCUUCUCCCGGGGCCGCCACUACUGGGAGGUGCACGUGGGCCGCCGCAGCCGCUGGUUCCUGGGCGCGUGCCUGGCCGCGGGGCCGCGCGCGGCGCCCGCGCGCCUGAGCCCGGCGCUCGGCUACUGGGUGCUGGGGCUGUGGAACGGCUGCGAGUACUUCGUCCUGGACCCGCACCGCGUGGCCCUCGCCGUGCGCGUGCCGCCCCGGCGCGUGGGCGUCCUCCUGGACUGCGACGCGGGGAAGCUGUCCUUUUUCAACGUGUCCGACGGCUCGCACAUCUUCACCUUCACCGACAAGUUCUCGGGGGCGCUGUGCGCGUAUUUCAGGCCCAGAGCCCACGACGGCAGCGAACAUCCAGAUCCGCUCACCAUCUGCCCGUUGCCAGUUAGAGGGACCUGCGUCCCCGAAGAAGAGGAGGCCAGUGACGCCUAUAUACAACCCUAUGAGCCCUAGGACCCCGCCCUGGGCCUGUGGCGCGGCGCGCUCUCGUGACCGCAGGACCGGGUCCCCGGCGGCUUCCUGGAUGCCCGGCUCCUGCUUUGCCCUCCCGCUUCCUCUAGAGUAAGCAAACACGCCGACCCCAGUGUCUGCAUCGACAUCAAACUGCCAGCAAAGCCUCAGUGCAGCAGAAAAGGGGCAAAGGGUGACCUUUGCCUCUGUAGACUCGUGUGUGCACGUGUAUGAAUAUGAUUUUCUUAAAAAAAAACAACAACAAACAGGUAAUUCCAAAGCUCAUUUGUGUGUAUUGUAGGAUAGAGCAAAUGAGAGAGAAAAAAAAAGAUUCAUGUUGCCACGGUGUUCACUGUGGAAGAAGGGAAAGAAACCGAAAUGGGGCAAGCAGAGGAGAAACUUUAUUGGACAAGGGUAGAAGUAUCAGUUACUUUGUAUAUUUUAAUAUUUUUGUAUAUAUUUUCCAGCUCUAGGAAGGUCUAGGAACAACACCACCUCAUUCAUAAGCAAUGAGUUCACACAGGGCUCAGAUCCUAGUUUUCAAUGUCGAUUCCCACUGAAAUGAACUUGGAGAAAUGGUGAGUUCCGGGCAUGGAGCAGAGAAUGCACAGGUAAAUCUGGAACAUCUUCUGCCUAAUGUACAAAUGUGCUCAAAAACUGGUGGGGUCAUAGCAAGAAGGAGCUAGGUCGAAGCUGCUCAAUUCUGGGACAAUUUGAACAUUAAAAUGAAUAGUGACAAGAAUUGUUCAACAAGGAGUUGAUGAAAUAAGAAAAUUUACUAAGUGUGCUGAGAGGUUUCUUCAGUCAGAGAAAGGAAAUAAAAAAAAUACAGAAAGGGGAAAGGAGAGAAUGAAAGUAAUUGUGAACUCGUGGUUUUUACUAUGUAAUAAAUGGAACACACAUAUGAUAGAUAGAUAGAUAGAUAGAUAGAUAGAUAGAUAGAUAGAUAGAUAGAUAGAUAGAAAGGAAGAUAGUGUGUGCACAUAUGUAUAGUUCCUAGGUCUGUCUGCUUUGAAGGCUUAAAAUCAAUAACACCCCUAUAGCAAUGAGCACACCUGUCACCCAGAACUUGGUUUUUUUAGUACUAUUUACCACUAAAAGGAACCAAGACUACUUGGAGAAAUGGCGGAGUCCAGGGCUGGGGCAGGGAAAAUACAAGAUGGUUGUGAUAAUCUGAUUUAUAUUAAGAAGUAUUUAUUUGGUCUUCAAUCUAAAUUUUAGAACUGAGCUUCUAAACCCUUGGAAUUUCCUAAGUGAUAAGACUGAUAAGGGUGUCUUUGGAUAUUCAUAACAAGCCUCUUUUAACCACACCUGAGUUUAUGUUAAAUGAGAUAAUCUUGGAAAGCCAGUAAGGAAGGGACUGGUUUCCAGGGGAACCAGCUAUGUGAUCAGAGGGCUGUGAUUUAGCCCCAUCCCCAUCCCUUACCUUACGGAGGGGAGGGGGGCUGGAGUUCAGUCACCAUUGGAGUGCCAGUGAUUACAUAGGCAGUCAUGCCUAUGUAAUGAAGUCUUUCCAUAAAAACCCCAAAAGACUGGGUUCAGAGAGCUUUCAGGUUGGCGAACACUUGGAGAGGUGCUCAGAGAGAGCAGGGAAGCUCUGUGCCCCUUCCCGCAUACCUUCCUCUAUGUAUGUCUUCCGUCUGGUUCAUGAGCUCUAUCAUUUUAUAGUAAACCAGCUGUCUAGUUAGUAAACUCUUUUCCUGAGUUCUGUGAGCUGUUCUAACAAAUUAAUAGAAUCCAAGGCAAGGGUCUUGGGCAUCUCCAGUUUACAGUGGGUCAGCCAGAAGCACAGGCAACCUGGACUUGCAACUGGUCUGUGAGGAGAAGGGGGAGCCUUGUAGGACUGAGCCCUUAACCUGUGGGAUCUGACACUAUCUCUAGGUAAAUGGUGUCAGAAUUGAGUUAACAGCUUGAAGGUGUUGAAAAAAAAAAGAAAAAGAAAUACAGCAGAAGGGGUCUAAAAUAUCUUCUACUGCAAAGUACGGAAGUCCUCCAAGAAUGAUGGGGGGAUGUCAACUGGAGAGAAAAGCCAGCCUGAAGGGACUCCCACUGGCCAAAUUUGACCAUCAAAGUAAUUAAUGGCAGUUACAGAUUGAAUAAAAUAGGAAUCUACACUUAUGUAUAUCUACACUGAUAAGCAUAAAUAAAUGGGGGAGAGGAGAAAGUCUCAACACAAAAUACUACUUAUUUCAAAAGUACGAAACACAUCAGCUUUACAGUGAAGGAGCCUGGCAGACACCAUCUUAACCAAGUGACGACUUAACAUCACCAGAUAUGCCAUGAAUUUAUGUGAUGUGUCUCCUGAUACAGUGCAGUGAGAGGAAUACAACAGCAUAACUUUUGAGGUAUUCCUGCCCCCAAAGUUUAUGCAUCAGGAUGGAACAUUGGACAAACCAGCUGAUACUCUUCAAAAAGGUCAAGGUCAGAAAAAAAAAAAAGAUAAAUUAAGACUAAGAAAUUGUUUCCAACUGAAGGAGACUAUGACAAACAAAUGUUAUAGGUGACACUGGGUGAGAUUCUAGACCUACCAAAGAUAUUAUUUGGAGAAAAAAGAGACACUUGGAAAAAAUACCUCUGGAUCAGAUAGUAGCGUUGGAUAAACGUUAAUUUCCUGAUUUUGAUGUGGAAGAAUGUUCUUCUUUUAAGAAAAUAUACACUUAUGUGUUAAGGAGUAAUGGGAUAUGAUGGUCAUUUUCAAAUGGCUUAUUCAAAAAUAUAGUAAUACAUGGAGUGAAUGAUAAAGGAAUACAGAGGUGUCUGAUAAAUAGUUAAUAACUGACUUUCUGGGGGAAAAAAAUCUGCAGUGUUUGCUAACUUCCGUGGUGCAAAUAGUCCCACUGUGGCUGAUUUCAAGUUGCAGAUGUGACUUCACUGAUGGAGUUGGGAAAAGAUCCCCUCGAUAGGCUGUCAUGGGACGUCAGCUCCGGCGCGUCACUGGGUUUAUAGCUUCACAUAGGGUAUUUGAUCUAUUGCGAUUUCUCCACCAAAUCAAAUACGUGCAUUUUUUGAGCUUAUGAAGGUAUGCUUGGCCACCUGUGAUGAUAAAAUGAUCGCCUUAUUUACGUACCAUGAAUGAUAUUCAGAAAAAGGAAGUUUUAUUUUCUAUAACCAUUCACAUUGUGUGCAGAUAUUUUAGGAUCCAAGUCACAAAUGCUUUUGUGGUAACAUCUAAAAAUAUGUUCCUUGACCAUAUGUAACCAUGAUCUAUUCCUUUAAGAUUUGUGUGUAUUAAAGAAUAAAAGCGAAUA
Messenger RNA from Camelus dromedarius (Arabian camel), 5037 nucleotides. RefSeq names its product butyrophilin like 9 (gene BTNL9). Gene Ontology annotation, molecular function: signaling receptor binding. Gene Ontology annotation, cellular component: external side of plasma membrane. The record is from RefSeq and is a predicted model, not a curated record. Gene Ontology annotation, biological process: T cell receptor signaling pathway; regulation of cytokine production. Bases 215 to 1792 code for a protein of 525 amino acids. Lineage: Eukaryota; Metazoa; Chordata; Mammalia; Artiodactyla; Camelidae. The transcript is spliced from 10 exons.